AAUUAUCGAGGGCAAACAUCACUUCCGAUCCUGCCAUUUUGCAGCUGAAGCUGAAAGAAACCUGAAGCUUUGGCAGAACAGUUUUGGGGUAAGGUUAACGGUUAGGCUGUGUGUUGUCAGCCGGUCGAAAAUUUAGGAAGUAGUUUACGUUGACGUUAGAAUGUCGGAUUUUGACAGCAACCCAUUUGCAGAUCCCGACUUCAGCAAUCCCUUUCAGGAUCCUUCAGUGACACAAGUAACACAAAAUGCCCCCCCUGGGUUGGAGGAAUAUAACCCCUUCACAGAUACAAAGCCGGGUCCACCCAACUCCGUCCCCAAAGCAGUGCCUCCCUCCGCCAACACGCAGCCAGCCAUCAUGAAGCCCACGGAGGAGCCGCCCGCCUACUCCCAACCCCAGCAGACACAGGACCAGGCUCGAGCUCAGGCUGAACUGCUCAAGAGGCAGGAGGAGCUGGAGAGGAAGGCUGCUGAGCUGGACCGCCGUGAGAGAGAGAUGCAGUCUCUUAGUGCCUCAGGAGGAAGAAAAAACAACUGGCCCCCCCUGCCUGAGAAGUUCCCUGCGGGUCCCUGCUUCUAUCAUGAUAUUUCCGUGGACAUUCCCGUGGAGUUCCAGAAGACUGUCAAGAUCAUGUACUACUUAUGGAUGUUUCACACAGGAACUCUGUUUGUUAACAUCUUUGGCUGCUUGGCGUGGUUCUGUGUGGACCCGUCGCGAGGAGUCGACUUUGGCCUGUCCAUGCUGUGGUUCAUGCUCUUCACGCCCUGCUCCUUCGUCUGUUGGUACAGACCCCUUUAUGGAGCCUUCAGGAGUGACAGCUCGUUCCGUUUCUUCGUCUUCUUCUUCGUGUACAUCUGCCAGUUUGGAGUUCAUGUGCUUCAGGCCAUCGGUAUAACCGGCUGGGGAGCGAGCGGCUGGAUCUCGUCUCUCACUGGCCUCAACAAAAGCAUUCCUGUGGGCAUCAUCAUGAUCCUCAUCGCGGCGCUCUUCACGGCCUCUGCAGUCAUGUCCCUGAUCAUGUUCAAAAAGGUGCAUGGCAUGUACCGGACAACUGGGGCCAGCUUUGAAAAGGCCCAACAGGAGUUUGCCACAGGCGUCAUGGCCAACAAGACUGUCCAGACGGCAGCUGCGAGUGCCGCGUCCACUGCUGCAACUAGUGCUGCGAAUAAUGCUGCGCGUGGAGCCUUCAACUGAUUGGCUCACGGAGGGAGGAGUGUCCUUUUCUCUGUCCACGCUCUGAUCCUCUGUUCCACCUAAUUGUACUCACAAGCCCUGGCCAGCCUCCUCAAGCCACUCCCAUCCAUGCAGCAAAUGAGUGUAAGCAGCCUCCUGAUUGGCUCAGUGCACUCCAGUGACUGUCCGACCACACCCCCCCAGGUCCUCUGUCUUUUAAAACGUGUGGGUGUGUGUGAAGGCAUGCACGGUGCUAUGGCGAGAGAAUGAACAGAAUGUUUGCUUUCUUUAUCUGUCUGGAUAGCAGUUCCAUCUUCCUCUCCUCCCCCCUGAGCAAUGCCCUUGUCCACAAGCUCUCAACAGCAUGCAGGAAGUUAAUAUAAAUAUAAAGCCCCACCCCACCCCACCCACCCAAUCAUACACACUCUGUGUAUCUUGUAUCUUAUCAGACACAUCUUGCACUUUUUCAUCGGUUGCUGUUGCAGUCAGACAUUGUGUGGGCUAUAAACAGAACGAAACUAAAUCCUCCAUCCUAAAAAUAAAUAAAUAUAUAAAUAUAUAUAUAUCCUCUCCCAGAUUGACUUUCUGUUGUCAUUCCCUCUUUUUAGCCUAGUUCCCAGAGCCAGGCCCUACAAACUACAGGUGCCUAAACACAAAUGUAUAUGUUCACCACUGAGAUUUCACCUGAACCCUAGCAGAGGUGAUGGAGAAACUCCAAGCUUGUCUGUUUGUAUUUAGUUUCCUGGAAUGAGAACAGACGAGAGAAAGUGGGAGCAAAAUUGAAUCGAGGAAGAGAAAUGCCCCCUAAAAUCAUUCCCAAGGGGACACACUCUAUACAUGCAUGACAGAACGUGAUGGACAUUGGCCUGCUUUCUUACAAAUGAGGACGCUAGCUUUAUAUUGAAGAUUCAAAUUAUUAUUUGAUAAUAUUGUCUUCUAUAACAAGAACUGGAUGUUUUCCAUUGAAAUGCUUUUCUGUCACAUGGCAAGACUCCAUUAUUGAUGAAGAAAUCAUGGUGGCAUAUAUGUGCUCGUGUGUGUGUGUGUGUGUGUGUGUGAUAUAUGGCUGUUCAGGUGGUGCUCAGGCGGUCAGAGAGGAGAGGAAAGAGAUGAACUCAUUUCCAGGCGUAUUAUGGUCCUUAUUUCACCUUCAGACGGUUCUUUUCUUUUUCACUGCCAGGGCUGCCGCUGUAGAGUCUGUAGAUUUUAAUUCUUUAACUUUUUAAUUUAAUCAAGUGGAUUAGUUCAUUCUAGCUGACCUGUGAAAUGGUCUCAGCCACAUCCAUCUCAUGAGAUUAAUUGUUCAAAUGAAUGCUCCAGGUAAUGACUUAAAGCUGCGCGUUUGUCUGUGCAUGUGUGAAUGAUGGUCCUUUCUUUUAGGAAUUAUGUUACUUUUCAAUGAGUGUCCUUCCCUCAGCUACGCACUGUUGAUGAAAGACAGACAUUUCACCUGUUCAUUGACCUACAGAGUUUUGUUUUCACCGUCUCUCUCAGAGUAGUUCUGACUUCUUUAUAGUCUGUGUGUGUGCUUGUGUGUUGAACUACAGUGAGCUGUUCUUUUAUAAAUACAUUUCCACCAGUUGCACCUAAUAUGUUCCUACUGUUUUUUUUUUCUCUUCUGUUUUUGUUUGUUGGUUUGUUUUUGAAAUGCUUUCAGUCAAAGAAUCACCUGGAAAAUUUCAGCAGGCUGAUAUCAUGAUGUUAACUGUGUUGCAAUGAGUUGUGGCAUUGAGUUGUGCAUUUUAAUAAUCGAUGGUAAAAGUAUGUAGUUGAAACACUGAGAAGACACUGAAAAAUCAGUUGGUCCUUUUAUUAUUUGGUGACUGUGGAGUCUGAAGUAAUUUAAGAAAAACCUUAAGGGAUGUUUGUAUAUUUUGUAAAAUUGUUGAUUGAUCACCUGUCCUGAACUGAGCUGUACUGUAUAAAUGCACUCUCGUCUCUCAUUCAGUUGCAUGUCGAGUAGUUUGAGUUUUGUAUAUUUAUUGUAUUAACACAAAAUAAAAUUUAAAGUACA
This is a messenger RNA of Clupea harengus (Atlantic herring), 3185 nucleotides long. RefSeq names its product secretory carrier membrane protein 1 (gene scamp1). Lineage: Eukaryota; Metazoa; Chordata; Actinopteri; Clupeiformes; Clupeidae. Gene Ontology annotation, cellular component: trans-Golgi network membrane; recycling endosome membrane. Gene Ontology annotation, biological process: protein transport. The record is from RefSeq and is a predicted model, not a curated record.